GACUUGGCAGACCUGCCGCCCCUCUUGAACCGGCUCAUCGACAAAAUGGUUCCCUUCGUGAAUUGUCUUGAGUCGCUGCCCGAACCUAUUCAGUUCCAACAGCUUGUCCACCUUGCUCUCAACUUGGAGGAGCUGCCCCAAACCAUGUAUCAACAUGUUAUUCAAAGGCCUUUGGACGGUUUGAUGACCUGGGCUGACAUGCUUCUUGGCAGCUUGCUCAGAAACGAGCAGUUGGUAGACGUGCGCAUUGGCCCCUCAGGGUCAAUCAAGAAGUGCACGGAAGGCCGCGGGAAGCACCUCGUUUGCGCAGCAGAUGCAGCCAAUGAGCAUAAGCGGCUGCAGGGUGGCACGGGUGGCACCUUCGAGGUCACGGUGGAAGGUGACCGAACGGUGUGCGUGCAGCGCACUGAUGUGGAUGCUGGCUGGGCCAUGGACCUUGGCAUUGCCUGUAAAGACACAUCUCUGCACCACGUCGUCUACGUGGGAGCCUCGGACUGGAAUGAGAAAUGUAUCCACGUUUAUGCUCGGGGACUCUACUGCCCAGCGGAUGCGGCAGAUCGAUCCAUUCGGAUCAACUCGGAUAAAUGGGAUGCCCCGGAUGACUUCCACGUGUGGACAGAGGGGGACUUCAUCUGCGUCAAACGCACGGAUGCGGACACGGGAUGGAGCAUGAACUUGGCAGUCGAGUGCUACGCAGACUACUUCACCGAAGACCUGACCGCACUAGCAAGUGGAAAGUGGAAGCUGCCCAUGCUCAGCAAAGUGUGGGACCAAGUUCACCAGCUUACGCUUCUUCCUGGCAUGGAGAUGGGUCGCUGCGGCUUUGAACAUUUCCUGCUGCCUCUGAAAGGCGAGCUUUUUGAUAUGGUUCAGAAGGGCUUCCAGCUGGUGGACCAGGUCAUCAUGUGGAUGGUUGAAGGCUUGGGAGAACUACUGGGCCAAGCCCUACAAGGCGUUUUGUGGCUGUUGGGCUUACAGGACGCCGUUGCAGUGGUUGGAGACAUCGUAAACAGCGAGAUCGCCCUGCAGUGCGAAGAGACGAUGGAUCGAACACUGGAUGCGCUCAUUGCCGAGCAGGCCAAUCCCAUGACCGUCUUUGGUGUCAAGGGCAAGGUGAUGCUCGAAGCGCUCCCUAACAUUGCCGCCCGGUCCUUGGGUACCCUGGUACGCUACCUCCUGCGGAAGCUGGGAGACAAAGUUGUGGAGCCUUUGGCCUUCCAACUCGUUGGUGGAAUCCAGGCAGCCAUGGGUGCUGCCGAAAACGGUGUUGACGGACUCUGUGGGCUGAUCCCAGUUGCGGGUGGCAUUGCUUGCUCCAUCCUCACAGCAUUCGUGGCCAUGGCCCAGAAGUUUGUGAGUCCUAUAACGAUGAACUUCAUCAUCGACGUAGCGCAGAGGGUCUUUGACUUGAUUGCCAGGGGAAUCGAAGAAAUCCUCAGGCUCAUGUUGCAGACAGGAGGACUUAUCCUGGAUGCCAUAGUGGGCGGCCGGUCCGUGGACUUUGCCGCAGACAUCGCCACGAAGCUGGUCGAGUCCUUUAAAGAGGAGUUUGCUUGGAUUGGAAUCGUCCUCUACGGCCCAGUCAUGUUCACCAUCGAGACGGCUUUCAAAAGCAUUGUCACCUUCUUCAUGACAGUCGCAGAUCAGGUAUUUCCAGGCCUCAAGACAAAACUGGAAGACUGUGAGCAGCGUGCUACCAAGUUGCAGUUCACAUGGCGUAGCGCAAAGCUGGGUGCUUGA
Messenger RNA from Symbiodinium pilosum, 1740 nucleotides. The record is from the annotation of a GenBank genome assembly. NCBI's taxonomy places the organism in Eukaryota, Dinophyceae, Suessiales, Symbiodiniaceae.